UGAAUAAUUUCUCAUUCAAAAGCAAUUUACUUGAGUGAACAGACGUGUUUAACGAGCCAUAAAUAUGGCGCAUAUAGGAAAAGGACCCGGUAAACCUAUAGACAAAGGAGCAGCAGGCGACACGCUUAGCAUGUCCAGCGGAUCCUCCACAGAUGGCCAAGAGGCUGCCGACAAAAAGAAAAAGGAUCUACUACCCACUACACCAGUUAUACCCAUACCGGACUAUACCGAGGAAGAUUUGAAUAAGCUUAUCAUGUAUGUUCAGCGCAUGACAAUGCUAUUUGCGUUGGACCAUCGUGACUGGUGCGAGGAGACGCUUAAUACGAUUAGGCGUUGGUUUAUGGAAGUUAAUUAUCCUCUUAUGACUAUUUUUUAUGAUCGCAAUAUACUCAGCGCAUGUUUGGGGUUCCCGUUGGCUCCUGUGGCUGACAUUUGCUAUUAUGUCCGCAAGCCAAACCAAAUUUUCACCGUCGAUGGCUUUCAUGAUGAGAUAUAUUUCGGUACCAUACAAGAGGAUGUUGACGGUUGUUUACUCAAAAUUAUGCAAUAUGUAUAUCAGCCAAUAUUCCGUAACUACAAGGAUUGGAAUGACAAUAUUAAGAGUCGCUUCUGUAGAGCAAUGGAUAAAUUUCUAUGUUAUCUGACGAGUUUGCAUUACAAAAUGUCCGGUCUUACAGUAUUAUAUGUGCCUUAUGUGGUAAAACAGAUCUCACGACCAGACGUUCAGCACGAUCGUGAGUUCGUUAAAAAUCUCGAAGCGAUUGUGGUCUAUUGGACGACCCAGAUUCGUACACUCAUAAAUGACAAGACACUCGUUGCACAACAUGAUUUCGUGGUGCCAACCGAAGAGUACGAGUUCUGGCUCUAUCGAUUUGAAGUAUUACAAGGAUUAGACACACAAUUGCAACACGAGGACGUACAACAGAUUAUACACGUUUUACGCAAUUCACAUUCGGUUUAUAUAAAGCAAGUGGAUGAACUCAUCGAAGAAUGUCACAAUGAAAUGGAAGAGGCCAAAUCUAAUAUAAAAUAUCUCUUUUUGCUCAACGAGCCUUGCUCACACAUCGACCAGGCCGAAUCACCAGCUGCAGUGCCCGCCCUCAUACCACGGAUUUUAAACAUCAUUCGCUACAUUUGGUUGAAUUCCGAGUUCUAUCAGCGGCGAGAUCUAAUCACAGGUCUAUUUCGCAAUCUCAGCAAUCAAAUUAUCAAGUUCUGUCUGGAUCAGGUAAAUGUCGAUAAAGUCUUACAGGGAAACUCGCGUUUCGGCAUACGUAUGGCAAAUAUGGCAAUCGAUUGCUGUCUCUCGUACCGAGCCAUCUAUGAUUUAAUGUCGAAGGAACAUGCUAAUCGUAAACCUGAAAUUGGUUGGGAUUUGGAAAAUGCUAUGAUCUUUAAUCAUGUGGAUGCUUUCAUUGAACGUCUUAAUGAUUUGAUUGAUAUCUGUGAAUCGAUGAUUGUAUUCGGUCGAUUGGAUGAAACCGAGGCAAUACCAAAGCCAACUUUUGGCGGCACUAACGGAGAGGAGUUCGAACGCACUGCAGAAGGAGUUGAGAAACAAUUUAUGGUGUUGCUGGAUGCUUUGGAACACGACUCUAAGGAACUUAUAUUGAAUGUGAACAAAAAUGAGUGGUACGAAGAGGUUCUAAAAUAUCGGCGCACAGUGCAGAGCUUUGAAGAGACCAUUCAACGACUGAUGUCUAAUGUUUUCCAACGCAUCUGCAACAUCGAGGAGGGUCUGGAGGUACUCAAUGUAACACUAUUCUACUCCUAUCGCGCUAGCAUACGCAAAACUUAUCUGCGUCAAGUCAGCGACGUCUGGAUAAUGUUCGACAAAGAAAUGUCUGAUACGACGAAAAUGCUAAUGGAACGUGUGAAGUUACAUGAAUCUUGGCUGCCAUAUUAUGUUUCGCGCGCCAUCGGCUAUCGCAUUAAUCUCGAACGCUUGCAGUGGCUACGCGAUCGUCUCAAUACCUCCGAAUGGAUGCCGGUGGUAUCUGAAGCGAAAAUAGUGCUUGAUAAAUUUGAAAAUCUUAAAAAAGAUUAUCUGAAAGAGAUCAAAAAGGCAUUCGAUGAUUGGGUAAAUAAUUGCAGUAGCCCCACGCUAGAGAGUCGUUUGGAGCGUACUUUGCUCAUACGCAGUAAGGUCAAACGCGGCCUGAUGGAAUGUAAUAUGGAUCGCUCGAUAUUGAGCAUAUGCGAGCAAGCACGACACUUUGACAAUCUUGGCUUUCAAAUACCACCAACCAUACGAAAGGUAUACGAUCGCUAUAGCACACUACAGUUUGUCUAUAACAGUGUCUUGACCGUAUGUUUGGACUACAAUCGCAUACUAGCCGCACUCUCCGAGCAAGAGCGUGGUCUCUUUCGUGCGCUAAUUCACGCAUGCGAUCGCAAAAUUGCACCUGGUCUAUUUAAGCUUACCUGGAGUGGCGAAUUAAGUGAUGCUUAUAUCGCCGACUGCGCCAAGCACACCAAAAAACUUCAGGACUCAUUGGAUAUUUAUAAACGCGCCAACCGCCAGAUCGCGAAGACAUGCGAGAAAAUCUGCGAUACAGCCCUAAUAAAGAUAGCGCUAAGUGGUGCUGUGGAAUUACCAGUGUUUGAGUUGUCUUUGGCAGCCUCCACACGUAAAGCAACCAACAUUAUUAUAGGACACUACGAAACAAUUGUGGACUUACUAUUUGCGGUAUUCACGGAGUUUCAACCUGUUCUGACUGAGAUGGAGAGCGAGUGGUAUGAGUAUAUCAUACAGUUUGAUACUAUGCUGAAUGCUGCGCUCAUGACCUGUGCCCGCAACUCUUUGCUAAAUGUGUACAAUCUAGUGCGUUCUGAAGGUGACAUACUACCAUCUCCCAUACUUAUACUGGAAGCUGAUAUUGUCAAUGGCAAGAUACAACUUACCCCCAAUAUGAAGGACAUCAUGCAGCUUUUCUCGGGUAUAUUCGAGCGUGUUAGCACAAGUCUGGCGAUCUUCCCCAGACUCACCGCAAAACUGAAAUUGCCAAAGGACUAUCAACAACCGUCUUUUUCUACGACUUUUGCUAAUGAUCUAGAGGCAAAAGAAAUUCAGUCAUCACUUGAAUAUGAAGUAAAAUAUAAUGAGGAAGAGAUCGAAACAUUCUUGAUGGGUUGGCGUUAUUAUCGUGAUAUUUGGGAAAAAACAGAAUUGGAAUUCACUAAACACAUACUAUCCACCGAUCAGAAAUCGUAUAUUUUCGAGCAAAGCAUUGAGUACUACAGCAGUUUGGCUGAUGAGAUCGGCAUGAAAGAUUCCAUAGUGAAUGUAUACUUUAUAUUGGUUAAUCAGAACUUCCUCAAGAACACGCUAAUGGAUUAUAUCGAGAAAUGGCAGAUGUUGAACAUAAAACUACUGCUGCGACGUGCCACAACUAAAAUUAAUGGUGUUUACCGUUAUAUGCGUAAGAAUGGUGAUCGCAUACAGAUUAUACCACGUAACCUCAAAGAAGCUCGUGAAGCAACUGAACUAUACGAAUUUCUAUUCAGCGAUGCGCCACGUAAACAAGCGGAAUUUCCUGCAAUGCUGAGUCUAUUUAAGCUGCUCGAUUACUAUCUGGUUGAAAUACCCGAAGGCACGCGGAAACUUGUCAAUAAUCUGGAGACUCAAUGGGAUGCGUAUUUGAAAAUCUUAUUACAUUCUAGUGAUAUGCUGGAAAUGACACGUGAGGAAUUCAAAAAGACGUUGCUGAGACAAGCAGAGAAAUUUAAGACAGUUAUGAAAGAGUUUUUGGCAGAUUUCUUGCUGAAAUUACCAACCUCCGCACAAACCAAACCGAAAAUCGCACUCAAAUACUUAAGAAUUAUCGAAAAUAAAGUUAGAGAUUGUUUCAAUUUCGAAAAGAGUUUAACUACCGAUUUAAGCACAUUCCAUAUUAAUCAACCGGAUAAUAUGGAUUUGAAGAAAUUAGAGAAUGAAUUACAAGUUGUUAAAGGGAUAUGGGAGCUCAUACUUGAAUGGCAAACAGCCUGGGAUGAGUGGCGCAGAUCCAAUUUCUGGCAAAUCAAUAUUGAUGAAAUGGAAGAUAUGGCCAUUAAUUUGUACAAAGAGUUCAAUACCUUAAAUAAACGGUAUAUUGAUCGGGAUUGGGAGAUGUUGCAAGUAACAACUAAAAAUGUGGACAGUUUCCGACGUACACUACCCUUAAUAACGGCGCUCAAGAAUCCUUGCAUGCGAAAGCGGCACUGGGAUAAUGUGCGAGAGACCGUUGGAGUGUACUUCGAUGAAAACUCGAAAAAAUUCACACUAGAACUUAUCAUUAAUCUGGAUUUUCAAGCCUAUUCUGAAGAGAUUCAGGAUAUCUCAAAUGCCGCUACAAUGGAACUGCAAAUUGAAAAUGGUAUAAAAAAUAUUGCAAGCGUUUGGCGCAAGCAAUCUUUCGAAAUGGCCUUCUACAGAGAUGGUAUAUAUCGUAUAAAGAAUGUAGACGAUUGUAUGCAGCUACUUGAGGAUCACAUGGUACAAAUAUCCGCUAUGAAAUCCACCCGUUUUGUGGAACCGUUCAUGGAAGUUGUCGAUUAUUGGGAGAAGACCCUCUCAUAUAUAGCAGAAACAAUCGAAAUGGCAUUAAAUGUACAGCGACAAUGGUUGUACUUAGAGAAUAUAUUUGCUGGCGAGGAUAUACGUAAGCAAUUGCCGAACGAGGCGAAACGUUUUGUCGGCCUAACAGAUGAAUUUCGUAUGAUUACUUCGAAAAUGUUCAAUGCCAAGUCAGCGGUACGGGCCACACAUCUUCGUAAACCGCCAUUUUUGCUCGAUCGUUUCAACAAAAUGGACGAACGUUUGGAGCUUAUACAACGUGCUCUAGAAAUAUAUUUGGAGUCGAAGCGUCAGUUGUUUCCACGUUUCUAUUUCAUUUCCAAUGAUGAUUUGUUGGAGAUUUUAGGCAAUGCUAAGCGACCAGACUUGGUGCAGCCGCAUUUGAAGAAACUCUUUGAUAAUCUGUACAAGCUCGAGUUGAAACGUGUUGGCAAAACUAUGAGUCGGUUUCAGGGAUUGGGCAUGUAUGCGGACGAUGGUGAAUAUGUGGAAUUCCUCAAUGUGUUGUACAUAGAAGGUCCCUCCGAGAAAUGGUUAAAUGUAGUUGAAGAUUUCAUGUUAUCCGUUAUGAAAGAGCGGCUCAAGCAAACACGAGCCUCACUGAAGAAGCUUAUUAGUAAUCGAGAGCAGUGGUUAUCACUAUGGCCAGGCCAAAUGCUGCUCACAACAUGUCAGAUACAAUGGACCACCGAAUGCACACGCAGUCUAAUCCAUUGCAAGAUGGUCGAUCAGAAAAAACCGCUGCGCAAACUGAAACGCAAACAGAAUAAAGUUUUGUUGAAGCUAUCGGAAUUAAGUCGUAAGGAGCUCACAAAAAUUAUGCGCCUUAAGGUCAACACGCUGAUCACAAUUGAAAUUCAUGGACGAGAUGUGAUCGAUCGCAUGUACAAGGUGAACUGCAAAGACGUCGGCCACUUCGAGUGGUUCUCACAACUGCGUUUCUAUUGGCAUCGUGAAUCUGAACUCUGCGUUAUUAGACAAACAAAUACAGAGCAUUGGUAUGCUUACGAGUAUACCGGCAAUUCAGGACGUCUGGUGAUAACACCACUCACUGAUCGUUGCUACAUAACACUGACGACGGCACUGCAUUUACAUCGCGGUGGCAGUCCUAAAGGCCCAGCUGGUACUGGUAAAACGGAGACUGUUAAAGAUUUGGGUAAAGCCUUGGGUAUGUGGGUGAUUGUCACGAACUGUUCCGAGGGUUUGGAUUACAAGAGCAUUGGAAAGAACUUCUCUGGGUUGGCACAAACUGGCGCUUGGGGAUGUUUUGAUGAGUUCAAUCGCAUCAACAUCGAAGUAUUGUCUGUAGUAGCACAACAGAUUUUAUCAAUCAUGUCUGCCCUCUCCGCCAAACUCACCGAGUUCAACUUUGAGGGUAUCGUAAUCAAGCUAAGACAUACGGUAGGACUCUUCAUUACCAUGAAUCCCGGUUAUGCUGGCCGUACCGAGCUACCAGAUAAUCUAAAAUCAAUGUUCCGCCCGAUAGCUAUGAUGGUGCCUGAUAAUGCUAUAAUAGCUGAAAAUUUGCUCUUCUCCGAUGGUUUUUCAAACACACGCAGUUUGGCGCGCAAAGUUUUCACACUCUACGAGUUGGCCAAACAGCAACUGUCGAAACAGUAUCACUACGAUUUCGGUCUGCGUUCAAUGGUGGCGCUUUUGCGUUACGCCGGACGAAAGCGUCGUCAACUGCCGAACACCAAUGAGGAGGAAAUCGUUUAUCUGGCUAUGCGCGAUAUGAAUGUAGCGCGUUUAACGGCCAACGAUUUGCCACUUUUCAAUGGCAUUAUGUCUGAUAUCUUUCCUGGUGUUACUUUACCCGUUAUUGAUUAUAGUGACUUCAAGAUCGCAAUUGAAGAUGAAUUGAAAAGCAACGGUUUACAGCUUAUACCUAUUGCCAUCAAAAAGAUUAUAGAAUUGUAUGAAACAAAAAAUUCGAGACACUCCUCCAUGAUUAUCGGCAAUGCAGGCACCGCGAAAUCGGUCACCUGGAAAUGCUUGCAAGGUGCUUUUGGACGUAUGAACACCAAUAAGCAUCCCGGUUGGGAGGCGGUCAUAGUACAUCCAGUUAAUCCGAAGGCGCUCAAUUUAGCUGAAUUGUAUGGCGAGUAUAAUUUGGCGACCGGCGAGUGGUUGGACGGUGUGCUGAGCUCGAUUAUGCGUGUCAUAUGCGCCGAUGAAGAUCUCACACAAAAAUGGUUGUUAUUUGACGGGCCCGUCGAUGCCGUGUGGAUUGAGAAUAUGAAUUCGGUUAUGGAUGAUAACAAAAUUUUAACUUUAGUAAAUAGCGAACGGAUCACAAUGCCGGCACAGGUUUCGCUCCUAUUCGAAGUAGCCGAUUUAGCUGUGGCCUCACCAGCUACCGUUUCACGCUGUGGAAUGGUCUACAAUGAUUACAACGACUGGGGUUGGCGUCCGUUUGUUAACUCGUGGUUGGCGCGUCAAAAACUGCCAGAAUAUGUGAAAUUGGUGCGGGAAUAUUUCGACCAAUAUUUGGAUAAAGUAUUAGAUUUCAAGCGGCUACGUUGUAAGGAAAUUGUCAAAACAAACCAAUUGAAUGUAGUCAUGUCGAUGUGCAAACUACUCGAGGCUUUCGCCACAAAGCAGAAUGGUAUUGUGCCCGGUAAUAUGGAUGUGCUGGAAACAAUGAGCAAGCUCUGGUUUCUGUUCUCACUCAUUUGGUCUGUCUGUGCAACUGUUGAUGAAGAUAGCCGCAAUCGUGUGGAUUCUUUCAUAAGAGAAAUUGAUAGCUCAUUUCCAAUCAAAGACACGGUUUAUGACUAUUAUGUCGAUCCGGCGCAUGGCACACUUAUGCCUUGGGAGAGCAUGCUAUCCGACUCGUGGAAGUAUGAUGAAAAUCUUCCAUUUUAUAAAAUCAUUGUACCCACUGUUGAUACUGUACGCUAUGAAUAUCUCGUUUCCAAACUACUACAAGAAGAACACCCGGUUAUGUUGGUUGGGAAUGUGGGUACUGGUAAAACCUCUACGGCGGUCAGCGUUAUGGAUUCUUGUGAUAAGACCAAAUAUACUGUGCUUUCUAUAAACAUAUCUGCACAGACAACAGCCGCUGGAUUGCAGGAAUCGAUUGAAAAUCGUACCGAGAAACGUACAAAGACCUUCUUUGUGCCAAUCGGGGGCAAACGCAUGAUUUGCUUCAUGGACGACUUUAAUAUGCCCGCAAAGGACACUUACGGCUCACAGCCGCCGCUGGAGCUCAUCCGUCAGUGGAUAGAUUAUAAAUAUUGGUUCAACAGACGCAAUCAACAAAAGAUCUAUGUGCAGAAUACGUUGUUAAUGGCAGCUAUGGGUCCACCCGGUGGUGGACGACAAGUGAUAUCGCCACGUACGCAAAGUCGUUUCGUGGUAAUCAAUAUGACCUUCCCUACGGAAGCAACCAUCAUGCGCAUCUUUGGCACUAUGCUGCAGCAAAAACUAAUACCAUUCGCCAAUGAUAUACGUGAGGUUGCUUUGAAAAUCACCUCCAGCACCAUAGACCUAUACAAUUCUGUAGUUACACGCAUGCUACCGACACCAGCGAAGUCUCACUACUUAUUCAAUUUGCGCGACAUAUCGAAAAUAUUUCAGGGUCUACUGCGCGGUCAUCACGAGGCACAGACGAAACGCGCAAGCUUUCUACGAUUGUGGGUACACGAAGCUUUUCGUGUGUUUAGCGACCGUCUAAUCGACGAUUUGGAUCAGGGCUGGUUCAUAAACGAGGUGAAUAACAUACUCGGCAAGUAUAUGGAAAUCACCUUUCACAGUUUGUGCCCGAACAAAAUUGUACCCAUAUUUGGUGACUUCAUGAGCAAUCAAGGUUACUACGAGGAUUUGGGUUUUGAAGAUCUUCGCAAAUAUAUCAACCGUCAAAUGGAGGAAUACAACAACUUCCCCGGUAUGGCGCGCAUGAAUUUGGUAUUCUUCAAGGAAGCUAUAGAGCAUGUGACGCGCGCUGUACGCGUCAUCUCACAGCCGCGUGGUCACGUGCUGAACAUCGGCAUUGGCGGUUCGGGCCGGCAGGCACUUGUACGCUUGGCUGCUUUUAUUUGUGAAUUCGGUACUUUUACAAUUGAAGUCACAAAGAAGUACAAAACCGUCGAAUUCAAAGAGGAUUUGAAAAAUUUGUACAAAGUGACGGGCAUCAAACAACGUGGUACCGUAUUCCUUUUCAGUAAUGAACAAGUGGCGGAAAGCGCAUUCCUAGAAAUACUUAAUAAUAUGUUGAGCACUGGAGAAGCAAAUCUCUUCAAAUCCGAUGAAUUCGAAGAGUUAAAAACGGAAUUGGAGCGACCAGCUAAAAAGGCGGGCAUACAGUUCACAACCGAAUCGCUCUACAACUUUUUCAUGCAAAAUGUACGCGAAAAUAUGCACGUGUCACUAGCUAUGAGUCCCAUUGGUGAGGACUUUCGCAGUUAUAUACGCCAGUACCCAGCUCUAAUUAAUAAUACCUCACCGAACUGGUUCCGGCUUUGGCCGCAAGAGGCGCUAUUGGAGGUGGCACAGAAGUUUUUAAUGGGCUUCCAAAUAAAUGUUGCAGUACCCGGCAAAGAAGAUGAGAAACACAGAGACAGUUUGAUUGUUACCACUGAAGACAGGCUGCAGAAAGCUGUUGCUUACGUGUUCUCUGUGAUUCAUUCUAGUGUGGCACAAAUGUCGGUGCAAAUGCUAGCGGAAGUAAAACGGCACAAUUAUGUCACAUCACCCAACUAUCUGGAACUGGUAAGUGGUUUUAAGGCGCUACUAGAAAGUAAACGCUACGAAGUUUCGUCGAGCGCAAACAAACUACGAAAUGGACUCUCGAAAAUUCAAGAAACUCAAGAGAAAGUAUCAGUAAUGUCCGAGGAAUUGAAAAUCAGCUCGGAACAAGUGAAAGUCUUAGCUAAAGAAUGUGAAGAAUUUAUUGCAAUUAUUGAAAUACAAAAAGCCGAGGCUACAGAACAAAAGGAAAAAGUCGAUGCAGAGGCUAUAAUAAUAAGACAAGAAGAAGUUGUUUGUUUAGAGUUAGCGGCAACAGCGCAGGCUGAUUUGGACGUCGUUAUGCCGAUGAUUGAUGCUGCAAUUAAGGCCUUAGAUGCGCUAAGUAAGAAGGAUGUAGCCGAAGUGAAGUCUUACGGACGUCCGCCAAUGAAAAUCGAGAAAGUCAUGGAAGCCGUAUUGAUACUGCUGGGAAAAGAACCUACCUGGGAGAACGCCAAGAAAGUGCUCGGCGAUGUAAACUUCUUGAAUGACUUGAAAAAUUUCGAUCGUGAUCAUGUCACCGAUAAGACCCUCAAAAGAAUUGGAUUAUACACCAAAAAUCCAGAGCUGGAACCCGAUAAAGUAGCUAUAGUAUCUGUGGCCUGCAAAUCACUUAUGCAGUGGAUUAUGGCCAUCGAGAAUUACGCUAAAGUAUAUCGCAUCGUGGCGCCAAAGCAGGAGAAGUUGGACAAUGCAAUGCGUUCGCUGGCUGAAAAACAGGCAAUGUUGGCAGCUGCUAUGAAGAAACUAGAAGAACUUAAUGCCGCCAUAGCUGAACUAUAUCGUCAAUUAAAUGAGAAGACAGAGCUACUUAAUGAACUGCGAAUAAAAGAGGAAAAGUUGAGAAAACAACUUGAACGCGCCAUCAUUUUGGUGGAAUCUCUGUCAGGCGAACGUGAACGUUGGAUUGAGACUGUUGCCUUACUGGAUAUAUCAUUCGAAAAACUGCCUGGCGAUUGCCUACUAUCAACAGCAUUCACAUCAUACCUCGGGCCAUUCGAUACCAAAUAUCGUGAUAUUCUCGUUGAGAAGUGGAUCGGCUUGAUUGUCUCAAAUCAGAUUCCCUGUACCGAUGAAAUGAAAAUAACGCUCUUCCUCAGCGAUGCCGUGACCAUACGCGAGUGGAAUAUACAAGGUUUGCCGGCCGAUGACUUCAGCACAGAGAAUGGUGUCAUUGUUAUGGGAGGACAACGUUGGCCGCUCAUUAUAGAUCCUCAAUCGCAAGCGAAUACUUGGAUCAAAAACUAUGAGGCUAAUAACGAUUUAAAAGUUAUUGAUUUUUCGCAAACUGACUAUCUAAAGUCUUUGGAGCGUGCGAUGUCAGCUGGUAACCCGGUAUUGUUGCAAAAUGUUGGCGAAGCUUUGGAUCAAGCAAUAAAUCCGAUUUUACGCAAAAGCUUUACCAUGCAGAGUGGACAGAAACUGAUCAAGUUCAAUGAUAAAUAUAUAACCUACAAUGAUAACUUCAAAUUGUACAUAACCACCAAAAUCACAAAUCCACAUUAUCCACCGGAAAUUUCCUCGAAAACGACUAUUGUUAACUUUGCUGUGAAGCAAGAUGGCUUACAGGCACAACUAUUGGGCAUCAUCGUGCGUAAAGAGAAGCCAGCGCUAGAGGAGCAAAAGGAUGAAUUGGUAUUGACGAUCGCACGCAACAAGCGCACACUUAUUGAUUUGGACAAUGAGAUCCUGCGUCUUUUGAAUGAAAGUCGUGGUUCACUGCUCGAGGAUGAUGAGCUUUUCGCUACACUGCAAAAAUCGCGCCAAACAUCUGUGCUUGUAAAGGAAUCCCUGGCUACCGCUGAAGUAACCGAGAUCGAAAUCGAUUCCGCGCGUCAAGAAUACCAACCGGCAGCCGAACGCGCAGCUAUACUCUUCUUCGUACUCAUGGAUAUGUCCAAAAUCGAUCCGAUGUAUGAAUUCUCACUGGCCGCUUACAUUUUACUAUUCAUACAGUCUAUUGAGCGGAGUCCGAAACAUCAGAUCGUUUUCGAACGUAUACAGAAUAUAAACGAUUAUCAUACCUAUUCCGUUUAUAAAAAUACUUGUCGUGGCCUGUUCGAAAUGCAUAAACUUCUCUUUUCCAUACAUAUGACGGCCAAGAUCUUGGAAUGUGCCGGCAAACUAGUCGAAGCGGAAUACGAUUUUAUACUCAAAGGUGGUAUCGUACUUGACAAACAAAAUCAAGCACCUAAUCCAAGUCCAAACUGGAUAAGUGAACAGGCUUGGGAUAAUAUAACGGAACUAGACAAAGUCGCAGGCUUUCACGGCAUAAUAGAUUCGUUUGAACAAAAUCCGAAAUUAUGGCAGAUGUGGUACGCCACCACAACGCCCGAGAGCGAGGACCUCGUCGGUGAGUGGAACGACAAAUUAACUGAUUUUGAGAAGAUCUGUGUCGUUCGUUGUUUACGACCCGAUCGUAUCUCUUUCUGCCUCACUCAAUUCAUCAUCAAUACACUUGGUCCACGCUUUGUGGAACCGCCCGUUUUGGAUUUAAAAGCUGCCUUUGACGAAUCCAUCUCACAAACACCACUUAUUUUCGUGCUUUCGCCUGGUGUAGAUCCCACACAAUCACUCAUCACACUAGCCGAUCAAUGUAGAAUGUCUCAACGCAUGUUCUCACUCAGUUUGGGGCAAGGUCAAGCACCGGUUGCUACGAAAAUGAUCAUGGAUGGUGUACGUGAUGGCAACUGGGUAUUUUUGGCCAAUUGCCAUCUUUCCUUAAGUUGGAUGCCCACAUUGGACAAAAUUAUUGCCACUAUGCAAACAAUGAAACUUCAUAAACGUUUCCGUUUGUGGUUGAGCUCAAGUCCACAUCCCGAGUUUCCUAUCUCUAUACUACAAUCCAGUAUAAAAAUGACUACAGAACCACCACGUGGCAUAAAGGCGAACAUGCGUCGUCUAUAUAAUAAUAUAAACGAACAGAACUUUGAGUCGGUUGAUGAAACGGGCAAGUACAAAAAGCUCUUAUUCGCUUUGUGCUUUUUCCAUACGGUUUUGCUGGAGCGAAAGAAGUUCUUGCAACUUGGUUGGAAUGUUAUAUACAGCUUUAACGAUUCUGAUUUUGAAGUAUCCGAUGUACUGUUGGCUUUGUAUUUAAAUGAGUAUGAAGAAACUCCUUGGGGUGCAUUGAAAUAUCUCAUUGCUGGCAUCAAUUAUGGCGGGCACGUGACCGACGAUUGGGAUCGGCGCUUGCUCACUACAUAUAUAAACCAAUUCUACUGUGACGCCGCUUUAACUACAAACAAAUUUCGCCUAUCUUCACUCAUAAAUUAUUUCAUACCCGGCGAUGGAGACCUGCAAUCGUAUAUUGAUCAGAUACACCAAUUUCCGAACUUUGACAAACCGGAAGCGUUCGGUCAGCAUCCCAAUGCGGAUAUCGCUUCAUUGAUUGGUGAGACGCGUCUGCUUUUUGAGACGCUAAUGUCGAUGCAAGUGCAGACCACCACUUCGGUAGGCGAGGGUAUGGAAACGAAGGUUCUGCGUUUAGCCAAAGACAUAUUUGCGAGCACUCCAGACGAAAUAAAUUACGAACAGACCGCCAAGUUAAUCGGCAUUAAUCGUUCGCCACUCGAAGUGGUGCUGCUGCAGGAGAUAGAGCGUUACAACUUUCUGCUGAGCAGAAUGAAAGUGCAUAUGCGAGAUUUGCAGCGUGGCAUAAAAGGACUUGUCGUGAUGAGCACCGAACUAGAAGAUAUUUAUCAAUCAGUCUAUGAAGGUCGUGUACCAGCAGUGUGGCUGAAAUCUUACCCGUCCUUAAAACCGCUGGCUGCGUGGUCACGCGAUCUCAUACUACGCAUCGAACACUUCUCACAGUGGGCUAAAACGCUGAAACAACCAAUGCUCUUCUGGCUGGCAGCAUACACCUUUCCUACUGGUUUCCUUACAGCAGUGCUGCAGACGUCAGCACGCGCCACCCGCACGCCUAUCGACGAGCUGUCAUGGGACUUCUUUGUAUUCAUCGAGGAUGAUGCUCAAGCGGCACGUAUAGUACGCGAAGGUGGUGGUGUCUAUGUGCGCAAUCUCUUUUUGGAAGGUGCCGGUUGGUUACGCAAGUUGCAGUGUCUGCAGGAUCCACAACCAAUGGAGCUGAUAUCGCCAAUGCCCGUGAUACACUUCAAGCCAGUGGAGAAUCUUAAAAAGAAAACUCGUGGCGUUUACCAGUGCCCUGCUUACUAUUAUCCACAGCGCGCGGGUUCCUUCGUUAUUGCUGUGGACUUAAAAUCCGGUAAUGAAAAAGCGGACUACUGGAUCAAACGUGGCACUGCUCUCUUACUCAGCCUUAGUGUGUAAUCCCCGAGCGGCACUGCUCCACUGUAGCUCAAUCCAUUCGCUCUAAUUAAUUUAUUGUUAUUUUUUAUAAUUUGUUGGACAACUUCAUGCAAAUAAAGCCAGAUACUUUUAAAAUAUAAA
Messenger RNA from Zeugodacus cucurbitae (melon fly), 13702 nucleotides. It is a transcript of the gene kl-2, whose product is annotated as dynein axonemal heavy chain 2. The transcript has 16 exons. The record is from RefSeq and is a predicted model, not a curated record. Gene Ontology annotation, biological process: microtubule-based movement. Gene Ontology annotation, molecular function: dynein intermediate chain binding; dynein light intermediate chain binding; ATP hydrolysis activity. Gene Ontology annotation, cellular component: dynein complex. NCBI's taxonomy places the organism in Eukaryota, Metazoa, Arthropoda, Insecta, Diptera, Tephritidae. The coding region runs from base 65 to 13582 and encodes 4505 amino acids.